Messenger RNA from Ilex paraguariensis (yerba mate), 1744 nucleotides. The record is from the annotation of a GenBank genome assembly. Lineage: Eukaryota; Viridiplantae; Streptophyta; Magnoliopsida; Aquifoliales; Aquifoliaceae.
AUGAGUGACACUAUGUCUGGACCUCUUGAACGACCCAUUAGGCCCAGUCUUGAAAGGGUUGACAUUGAAAAUUCUGAAGACGACAGGAAGACAAGGCUUGGAUCUCUCAAGAAGAAGGCAAUUAAUGCCUCUACCAAGUUUAGGCAUUCCUUGACAAAAAAGGGCAGGAGAAACAGCAGAGUCAUGUCUGUUGUGUUUGAGGAUGAGCGUGAUGCUGAGGAAGUACAGGCAGUUGAUGCAUUACGUCAAGCCCUCAUAUUGGAAGAAUUACUACCUGCAAAACACGAUGAUUAUCACAUGAUGCUAAGAUUUUUGAAGGCCAGGAAGUUUGACAUUGAGAAAACAAAGCAAAUGUGGGCUGAUAUGCUCAACUGGAGGAAGGAAUUUGGUGCAGACACAAUCAUGGAGGAUUUUGAGUUCAAGGAAAAAGAUGAGGUCCUCCAGUAUUAUCCACAAGGACAUCACGGGGUUGAUAAGGAUGGACGACCUGUUUAUAUUGAACAAAUUGGAAAAGUUGAUUCCAACAAGCUCAUGCAAGUCACAACAAUGGACCGCUAUGUUAAAUACCACAUACAGGAGUUUGAGAGGACCUUUAUUGAUAAGUUCCCGGCCUGUUCUAUAUCAGCAAAAAAGCACAUUGAUCAGAGCACAACUAUUCUGGAUGUACAAGGAGUGGGACUGAAAAAUUUUAACAAAGCUGCAAGGGAACUUAUCCAGCGCCUUCAGAAGGUUGAUGGUGACAACUAUCCUGAGGUUCUGGGCAACAAAUACCAAAGCAAGUUGCUUGAAAUAAUUGAUGCUAGUGAGCUACCAGAGUUCCUGGGUGGUACAUGUAAUUGUGCAGAUAAAGGUGGUUGUAUGCUUUCUGAUAAGGGCCCGUGGAAUGAUCCAGAAACAAUGAAGAUGGUUCAUAACGGCGCACACAAAUGUUCAUCAAAAUUCACCGUUGAUGAGAAGACAAUUUCAGAGGAUGAAAGUGCUAAUUUAAAGAAUGUGAAGAAGUGCAAUUCAUUCAACUCUGAAACAGACUCUCCUCGGCUUCCAAGGGAUUAUAUGGCGCAUCCACAACUCUCUCCUGUGCGUGAAGAGGUUAACAUAAGCAAAAACUGCCAUAGUGGGUAUGCGCAUGACUACUACGUUCCAAUGGUUGACAAGUCUGUGGAUGCAACUUGGCCUAAAGUGGUAAAAGACGACAGGUUUGCCCUUUCUAGAGAUUAUUAUCCUAUGCAUGAUGCUUGCAAGCCUACUACUGAAGGAAUAAGCAAUCAAAUUUUUACUGGACUAAUGGCCAUUGUUAUGGGCAUUGUCACUAUGGUUCGUAUGACGCGCAACAUGCCGAGAAAGCUUACAGAUGUCACACUCUAUUCUAGUUCAAUGUACGCUGUUGAUGAGAUGAUCAGAGGCCAAGAUCAUCCCUACAAGUUACCAGCACCCGCCAUUUCCAGCACUGACUAUUUCACCAUGAUGAAGCGCAUGGGAGAACUGGAGGAAAAAGUGAAUGUUUUAAGCAAGAAACCAGUAACAAUGCCACCUGAGAAAGAGGAAAUGCUCAACACUGCUAUGAACCGUGUUGAUACCUUGGAACAAGAACUCGCAGCAACCAAGAAGGUACUUGAGGAUGCUCUUGUUCGACAGGAAGAACUUCUAGCCUACAUCGAGAAGAAGAAGAAAAAGAAUAUUUUUGGUUUCUGAAUCAAGAACCCAGUGUACAAGUGAGAUGAUCAAAACUUAAAAGGAUGCUAGG